This is a messenger RNA of Phytophthora sojae, 1566 nucleotides long. RefSeq lists its product as hypothetical. Gene Ontology annotation, molecular function: oxidoreductase activity. The transcript has 2 exons. The record is from RefSeq and is a predicted model, not a curated record. The coding region runs from base 1 to 1566 and encodes 521 amino acids. NCBI's taxonomy places the organism in Eukaryota, Oomycota, Peronosporomycetes, Peronosporales, Peronosporaceae.
AUGGCGAUGGUGCGAGUGUUCGUCGUGGUGCUGGUGACUGGGCUCCUCUUGUUAUCAAGCUCUUUAACUUAUGGCCAGCAAGUUGGGACGUCGUGCUCGAAGCCUCGCGUUCGCAAGUCGUGGGACGCGCUCGAAGCGUCGGAGAAGACGCUGUACCUGGACGCGGUGGCCGCCGCCAUGAAGGCCGGCUUCCACCAGAAGUUCGUGCAGAUCCACACGACGUACUUCAGCGGCGUGGAGGCGCACAAGUCGCCGACCUUCGUCUACUGGCAUCGGAUGCUGCUGCUGGGCUACGAGAACAUGCUGCGCAGCCUCAACUCGUCGUACAAGUGCGUCACGGUGCCGUACUGGGACCACCUCUCAGGGUCGGCGCAGCAAGGAGCCGGCAGCUGCUCCACCAUCGAGAACUGCUCGCCGAUCAUCGCCGACACCGGCGGCACCACGGGACUGAGCAAGAGCAUCAAGAUCUACAACGUCUCGUACGCGUACACGACCAAGGUCAAGUGCGUGAACCAGGGCGUGCUCAGCCUCUUCUGCGGCAACACCACGACGUGUGCCAACUGCACCCUGCGUCAAAGCAGCAGGUACAUGCCCUCGUAUCCCGACGAGGCGUCCUUCAGCUCCGUGACCAGCCAGCUCUUCACCGCCAGCGCCUGGGUCAACGUCAGCGCCGCGAUCGAGAACGGAGUGCAUAACACGGUGCACAACGCGUUGAGCGGGAUGAUGGCAUACAUGCAGGCGCCUCUGGACCCGGUCUUCUACUCGCACCACGCGCUGAUCGACUUGCUGCAGACCAUUUACCUCAAGUGCAAGCUCGGGGACGAGCAGACCUACCUCUCAGCAGAGAGCAAAGGCAGCGACCCUCGCUUCUGGACGUCGAGCGCCAGGCCUGACGGUGGCACUUUCAGCGCCUCGGACAACGUCACCAUGCACUUGUCAGCGUUCGACGGCCAGACUUUCGUCAACGCGUGGCAGAACCCGAGCAACAUCCUGUACCUCUUCUUCAAGGACCUGCCGUACACGUACGCAGCCUACGUGGACGCCAAGGACAUCGGCAACUACAGCUACACGUACAACAUCAGCGGUGGACUGGCCAAUUUGUACCAGAACUGCUCGGGUUCCAGUACUCUGAGUGCUGUUUCCUCCUCCUCGGCUCUGCUGGCUGAAGACCGGCAAGCAACCGUGACUCGGGCUCCUCCUCCUCCGAAGCCGCUGUGUCACGCUAUUAAUGAAGGCACGGACGAGGACGACGUCAUCAAGCGCGUGAACAUCGCGCUGUUCGAGGCUGCGAGGCUCUUUGGCUUUGAAGUUUGGGCGGCCCGCGCGCAGGUGGAGAUGGUCAUGUGCCAGCGCUACGUCGAGUGCAUCGGCCCAGCCAACGACUACUCCGACACUUAUCGCAAGAGUUUUAACAUCGAGGGACACCCGCGCUGCUACUUGAUCGCCAAGGACAUCGCAGCGGGCAAUCGAGUGAUCGGCAUCCCCAAGUGGAGGAAAAUCACCAGUCGAUUCCUGCCCUGCCCGCUGAAAGACGGAGAAUCAGCGUACACCACAGCGAAGGCUUAA